AUGAAAAUAAUUGUUCCAUUGCUAAUUAGUCUUGUUAUUUUAUCCUUAGCUGAAGCAAAAUAAGAUAGUGAUACUAUUACUAUUAUUAAAAAUUGUUAAGAUAAAAUGGAUCCUCCUAAAAGUGCUUGUACAAGCGAUGCUGAUUGUAAAUAAGCUUAGCUAGAAUUUAACACCUGUGCUUCACAGUAAUGCACUUCUUUAGACUCUGUAAGUGACUAAGUUUCUUGUGCUAAAAAAUGUUAUCCUAGUAACAGUAUCCUUAAAAAAUAAACUGAUUUCAUGAUUGAUUGCUUGAGCAGUCCUAUAAUAAUUAUAGUUUCUUCCUUGAUAUCUUUCUUAUUUUUAUUUUGA
Messenger RNA from Tetrahymena thermophila SB210, 351 nucleotides. Its product is annotated as transmembrane protein, putative. The record is from RefSeq and is a predicted model, not a curated record. The transcript has a single exon. Lineage: Eukaryota; Ciliophora; Oligohymenophorea; Hymenostomatida; Tetrahymenidae.